GUCAGUAGUUUGGUACUCAGUGUACUCAGUCAGUUGUCUCGCGUCGUUGACGCCGGUCGUCGCCCCGGCUCUCUUAUUUUCAUCUCAAAUAACUCGGUACAGUUGAAUUAAAGUGUUAGAAACAGUGUCUUCUGUCAAUAUUUUUUUGUGUGAACGUUGCUGUGUUAAGUGAACGCAAACAGUUAAAUUUUAACUCAUCGUGGUGCGUUUACUGCAUUUGGAAUUAAGUUGCACACCGGUUCAAGGUCAAAAAAGUUCCUGUAACGCCGUCCAUUGCGGCUUUAAUUUAAACAAAUGAUCAAGAUGUGUUUAUGAGUGUAGUAGUGGUGGGGAGGCGAGAUGGGGCGGGCGAGGUAUAUCGCGUGCGCUCUGCUCAUGCUGUGUCCACUCGCGCUCACGAGGCACGAUGACGACUUCGCAUUUGACAACAGUGAAGAAUUUCUGGUUGAAUUAACAGCAAACCACUCAGAAAUAGCCAAAAAUGGCCUAAGAAGGUUAUGGGGCGUGCCCGACACAUCGGCCUAUGUGGGACAUCUGUUCCGAAUGGAAAUCCCAAAGGAAGCUUUUUCGGGAAAAGUACUAGCUUAUAAGACCCAGAAAUCAAAUCGAUUAGCAGUCCGUAAGGGAGUCAAGGUUCGAAGUGAAGGCGGUCGGCGCAUGCCUAGCUGGCUGGCCGUGGACUCGAGGCACGGUCUGAUCAGUGGCGUGCCCCAGAAGCAGGAUUUAGGCACGCACACCUUCACUGUCACCGCGCACGGUAGCACGCGCGGUCUCACUGCUACCGACUCCUUCACUGUUGAGGUGAAGAAAGCCCAAGACAGGCCUCAUUCCAAGUACGGGUCAUGUGUCGGCGAGGAGAGCCGGCUGGUGCUGGUCAUCAUGCUGGACGGCUCCUUCCACCGCGUGUCGCCGCGGCAGAGGACUCGCGCGCUCAUGCAGCUCGCCAGCUUCAUGGCGCUUGAUGGCGACGAGUUCUGGAUGGAGCCUUACAAGGCGGAACCUCACGCCGAGACCAUCAUGAGCGGCGCCGGCUCCUCGCAGCGCAGGCACGGGGACGCCACCACUGCCAUCUAUCUUAAUGUUGGUUGCGGCAACAAGCUAUGGAAUCACCACAAAGUGUUAGUAGCCGGUCUCCGAGAGCAGGCGCGGGACGGUACUCUCGCGCACGUGGUUCGGCUGCCUGUCAUCGGCUGGAGGCUACUGGCCGUACAACCUGCACCUAGGAUUAAACGACAGCUGGAAGGUUCAGGCGGCAACAGCUACGACGCGGAAUACGACAACGAAGACGACGACGCCGACGCGGACGCCGACUACAGCGGCUACGAUGACGGCAUUGACGACGAAGACGGCUUCGCCAAUCACGACGUCGGCGCUGACGUGGUGGACCCCCUGACCCCCGCCCCCCACCCGCACCGCCACCACCACGGCGACGGCCCCGCCCCCGGCGCGCCACACACCAGCACCGACACGUUUCAGACCGAGAGCGCCGCCCCCGAGCCGACCCCCGCCACCCCGCCCCCCGUCCCUGCCUCCCCGCCCCCCGACCCCACCCCCGCGCCCGACACACCGGCCCCGCCCCCUCCGCCGAGUGCCCCGCCCACUAGCACGGAGGAAGCCCGCGAGGAGACCACUCCUGAGUUCACAACUUAUUCGUAUACCACGGAGCAUAACGAAGUGGGCAUUACCGCACUGUCUGCCUCCCCGUCCGACAACAACAAUGUUAACAUGUCGGUCCCCCCGACACUACUGCCUGUCAGCCCACGACGCAUGGGGGUAGACUCCUUCGCCCCCGUCAUACUACAAGAAGAAACCACCACCCUAGAACCGGAAUUGCAAACCGUAAUAAUCCGUGAGUCUACCGAACUGCACGAGCUGGUGACGUCAUCGUCAUCGACGGAGCUGGUGACGUCACCGUCCCCGUCGCCGCAGCCCGAGGCGCCGACCACGCCGCCCCCACCCCCCACCACUAGUCCGACGCCGACUACCGUGCCGACUACUGCGUCCACAACCACUUCGACAUCGACAACUACACAAGUGCCGACCACUUCUAGAACUACUACAUUGAUGGCGCCAUUGCCCCCUACGAUGACCACGCCUGAGUCCAUUUUGGACGAACUCACUCAUCAGGAACCGAACCCCACAGAGGGUAAGAGCACAAUAAGCGGCGUGACGACAGAAACAGUAACAUGGGCUCUGCCUAUCAACCAGCCGCCCACGCUCAAGCACCACAUGAAGAAACUGGCCAUCACUGCUGGAAAAGCUUUCAGGUACAUAAUCCCGGCGGACCUGUUCACGGACCCGGAGGAGGGCAGCAACUUGACGUUCACGAUGUACGAGGCGGAGAAUGUGCCGCUCAGCAACAACUCCUGGAUACAGUUCAUCCCUGCAGCGCGCGAAGUUUAUGGAUUGCCGUUAGAAGCCCAUGUAUCUCGCUGGAACUUCAUAGUCGAAGCUCAGGACAGCGAAGGACUGGUAGCUCGCGGCCCCUUAGACAUCACGGUGCAGCAACACAAGAGUGGCCGCACCAUCAACCACCAGUUCGUCAUGGAGUUCAAGCUUAUCAAGGAGUAUAACAACGCCAUUGACUGGCAAAUACGAGCUUUGGAAGGCAUUGUGAAUCUCUUCCGAGAUACCGAUAUGGAUCACCUGACUGUGCUCAAUACGACUCAGAAUGGUGAUAUGUGUGAAUUCGUGUGGACUAAUGAUACGCUCCCGAAGGACCCUGCUUGCCCUAUGGAUGAUAUUAAGCGAUUGAUGAAGAUCAUGGAAUCAGACACGGAUCCCGGUGGUCCCUCAGCCGGCCUAGUCCGGGCCAUGCAGCCAGAACUAAAGGCCGGUGGUGUAUCAUGGCGAGGCCGCGGGCCGUGUGCAGCGACGCCGGCCACCCGAGCCCCCGACACGUACCCGCCCGUCACGCGCAACCAGGUCGAUCACCUUACUGCUACCGUCGGACAUCUGCUCGUCUAUAAAGUGCCGGAGGAUACAUUCUUCGACCCAGAAGACGGCGGUACCCGUAACCUGGCUCUCUCGCUCCGGUACAGCGACCGCACGGAACUGCCGGCGGGACACUGGCUGCAGUUCGACGCCAAGAAUCAGGAGUUCUAUGGUCUACCUGCGCCUAGUGAUGAGGGCAGUGUGUCUUAUCAGUUGAUCGCGGAAGACUCAAGCAAGAAGAGCGCGUACGACAGUUUAAUAGUAGAAGUAGCGAAGGCCCCCACCAUCAGACCGACCGUGGAGUUCCAAAUGACCAUGGAGUAUCCAUUCCCAAUGCUUGCUUACGAUGCCAACAACAAACGGAAGGUUGUUGAGAAGUUGGCAGCACUGUUCGGACAGAAGGAGACUGAUAAUAUCAGGAUACAAAGCAUCACUAAUAAUCCUACUACUAUUAUAUGGUACAACACAAGUCUACCAAUGGACAGAUGUCCCAAAAAGGAGAUCGAGGAACUACGCAAAAUGAUCAUAGUUGACGAGCGAGGCUCCAUGGGCGGUGCUCUCAAAGAAAACGUCGACCACGUGUUCGAUAAAGACCUUAAAGUCAUGUCUAUAAGGUUGAUUCCUCUCGGUCUUUGCGCUGAACAAAAUACCAAGAUACCGAAGACGACAAUACAAGUACAUCCUGGGUCUUCGAGCUCUCAGAACAAUAAGGCUAGCAAUGCGGCCGACCCGAAUUAUUUGGUGACGUUCAUAAUACCGGCUGUUGUGAUCGUGUGUAUGAUACUGCUGGCUUCUAUCGUCGCCUGUGUACUGUAUAGGCGAAGGAGGACAGGUAAAAUGAGCGUGGGAGACGAAGAGGAGCGACAGGCGUUCCGGUCGAAGGGCAUCCCCGUGAUCUUCCAGGACGAGCUGGAGGAGCGCGGCGACGCCGAGCCCGUGCACAAGAGCCCCGUCAUCAUGCGCGAGGAGAAGCCGCCGCUGCUGCCGCCCGCGCCCGACUACCGCGCGCACGACGACGCGCCCUACCGCCCGCCGCCGCCCUUCGCCGCCUCGCGCACCCCGCCCCGCCCCAAGGCCACGCCCACCUACCGCAAACCUCCCCCGUACGUGCCCCCUUAAGUACUCCACGCCGCUCACCCCCCGCCCGCCUACUGUGUACACGAUCCGACUUCAAUCUUGCUUGUGACGCCGCUACUCUGGGGGUUGUAGUAACUGUCACCAUAGUGAAGUAAACAUUUACGAAAACUUUCGAUUAUUAUUAUUAAAAAAACUGCGAUAUUGUUAAAACUAGUCGACGCGAGCACAAGCAGUUAUUUUCUUCGAUUUAUUUAUUAUCUAACUCUCGCGAGCUGUCUUUUAAUAUGAAAACUAUUCGGCAGCAUUUACGCACUUAAAAUGAGAUGCAUUUAUAAAUUAGUUAGGGGAAUAACCCAAAGUCGACAAAACAAGGAAUUGUGCACAGUUUAAUGUGACUACGAAUUUCUUAUAAUAAUGUAAGUACGUCACGAAAUAUACCUGAAACUAGAGGGUUGGACGUGAUGUCGAUUUUUUCAAUUAUGUAAAAACUGGAGACUUCACAAAAAUUAACUAGUGUUAUUGUUGAAGUAGAUGAUGUUACAUUAGCUCUUAGAAUAAGCCGAAGUUCAAUCAAAUGUGUGAAUGGUUUCGUAUACAUUUUAAAUCGUUUACAAAUGGCAAACAGAGAGAAUUAUGUGACCAACACGAAUAUUAUUGAACAUUGUAAACUAAAUGCUCUUUAUAUUCGUGAUCUAAGCAACAAUAAUCAUUAUUUGAUCGGAAGGAUUUACGUUGACACAUUGUCAAUUACCUAUACUACAACUUAUUUAUUUGCUAAAGUACCAAAACAACAGUAAUCAAAGUGUUUGGCUAAAAAUGUGCCAUUGUUUCACAGUUGUUAUUUAAUGUAAUUUAAAAUAAAACAUAUCGAAAGUGUAACAUUUUAGCCUUUAGCGUAGAUCUUCCAUACACGUUAUAUUUAUAGGUAGUGCGUGUGUGUGUGAAGUACAUUUGAGGUAACUGUUGAGUAGGCGCCGAUGACGUCACAGUCUGACCGCCAUUUUAACGAAUCGCUGUUUAUAAUGCAUGGUUGAUCAAGAUUAGCUGGUGUGUAAACUGAAUUACAAUUAACAUACUAUUGUAAUGAAUAUACAACUGACUCUAGUUAUAGGCUACGAAUAGAUAUUUUUAAGGAUGGAAUAUCAUUUUGUACUUGUCUAAUAUUACCAUAGUUGUAAGGUUAACAAAUUGUGUAAACUUAGGGACUUGAACGAAAUGAGCUAUAAUGAUAACUUUUCCUUUGGAUGUAUUUUUUUCUACUGUAUACUCAUUUAGAGUUUUGCAUUUAUAGAUCUUUUUAGUGUUAUUAAUAUACAAUUUUAUAGGCCAGCAACAUUCAAGCUUUCAUUUUCCUAUAUUUGUUUCUCAAGUUGAGUAAUAGGAGUACUUAAAAGUCCAUUUAAGACAAUACCUAAUUAAUUUCAUUCUUUCAUACUUAUCCAUAGUAGCUAUUUCAUUUUCUUUAAAACAUUCUAAUUAUAAACGCACAUAAUUUAUGUAAUUAAUGAGCUUUUUAUUUUAAAUAAAUAAAAAUUGGUCUA
Messenger RNA from Helicoverpa armigera (cotton bollworm), 5552 nucleotides. RefSeq names its product dystroglycan 1 (gene Dg). Gene Ontology annotation, cellular component: dystroglycan complex; dystrophin-associated glycoprotein complex; sarcolemma. Bases 340 to 4053 code for a protein of 1237 amino acids. The transcript is spliced from 21 exons. The record is from RefSeq and is a predicted model, not a curated record. Gene Ontology annotation, molecular function: laminin binding; calcium ion binding. NCBI's taxonomy places the organism in Eukaryota, Metazoa, Arthropoda, Insecta, Lepidoptera, Noctuidae. Gene Ontology annotation, biological process: muscle attachment; morphogenesis of an epithelium; nerve development.